Ipomoea triloba (trilobed morning glory) is the source of this 612-nucleotide messenger RNA. Its product is annotated as kunitz trypsin inhibitor 5-like. Gene Ontology annotation, molecular function: endopeptidase inhibitor activity. Lineage: Eukaryota; Viridiplantae; Streptophyta; Magnoliopsida; Solanales; Convolvulaceae. The coding region runs from base 1 to 612 and encodes 203 amino acids. The transcript has a single exon. The record is from RefSeq and is a predicted model, not a curated record.
AUGAAGACACAAUUCUUCCUCCUUUCUCUCUUCCUCUUCUCCAUCUUGCUUUGUGAAGUAAUAGAGGCACAGGACACAAACGCGGUGCUUGAUAUCCGUGGGAAGAUCCUCCGAGCUGGUGUCAAGUACUAUGUUGUACCACUACUCCAGGACCAGGGUGGUGGGCUUGACCUAGCUUCCACCGGACGUCAAAGUUGCCCGCAAAGUGUGGUCCAGGAUGAUGUUUACUGGUGGGGUAACACUAUACAGUUUUACCCGGUUAAUUCUCAAAAAGGUGUGAUUCGUGAAUGGAUUGACCUCAAUAUUGAAUUUCCAGAUGCAUACACAGGAUGCCCAGAGUCUAAGGUAUGGACAAUUAGUGGGGAUCCCUCAUCAUAUGAUAUUACGCAUUACAUAACAGAUGGCGGCAGAAAAGGCAAUCCUGGUCAACAAACUCUAAGCAACUGGUUCAAGAUUGUUAAAACAACAAAUGCCUAUAAGUUUAUGUUUUGUCCAAGUGUGUGUGAUGACUGCUCAUAUGUGUGCCAAGAUGUUGGCAUUUCCAAGAAAAGAGGACAGAGGCGUUUGGUUCUCAGUAAUACCCCUCUGGAAAUCAACUUUAGGAAGGCUUAA